Messenger RNA from Numida meleagris (helmeted guineafowl), 2931 nucleotides. RefSeq names its product G protein-coupled receptor 68 (gene GPR68). Gene Ontology annotation, biological process: G protein-coupled receptor signaling pathway; cellular response to pH. Gene Ontology annotation, molecular function: G protein-coupled receptor activity. Lineage: Eukaryota; Metazoa; Chordata; Aves; Galliformes; Numididae. The transcript is spliced from 4 exons. Gene Ontology annotation, cellular component: membrane. The record is from RefSeq and is a predicted model, not a curated record. Bases 1041 to 2141 code for a protein of 366 amino acids.
GCGUCGGGCAGUGCUAUUUAGUUUGACACCAAACCUUCAUAUCCUUCAAUACUGCACAGGUGUUCAGUCCCUGGCCAUGUUCCCAGACCCUGUGCCUUACCCAUUCAGCCAGGUUUGCUGUCUGCAUCUCUCCCUAUCUCCGAGCAGCGCAGUGAGCCUGCUGAGGGUGGCCCUAUGCAUUUUGCGGCCUUUUUAGGCCACGUUCAAGAGUUUCCUGUUGUUUUUUUGCUCAGAAGCUUACAGAGGUCCCUUAACCCUGAUGAUUUUAGCUCUGGCGGAAGCUCUGGCAGAGGAAGGCUUCUGCCAUCUGGUAGUCUUUCAUACCUGAAAAGCCCUGUGUGUGUUUGCAGUGAGGAGUUAUUUUUGAUGCCGGUUCUGACGUUAGCCAUGGGUACUCCUGGAGCAUUGCCAAGUUGUGUAAAUGUCAUUGUAUCCUCUCCCUGUUUUUUCCUUUUUUUUUUUUUUUAGCAUUUCAUUGCUUAUGUUCCUCUGUGCAUUCCACCAGGAUGGAAAUAGAGAAUGUUUGGAGGACCCAGCACAAGGCUCUUCUUUCCAGAGCUGCGGCCCCUGGCUCCCUGCAGAGUGCUGUCACCCUGCGUAGCGAGCAGAGGGGCACUGCACUGAGCCACUGAUGUCCCUCUAGCAGCACGGCAGCACACGAUGCCAGCAGUGUUUCACCGAGAGCCUUGCUCCCAGCUGGAAGGAGGACAGUCUCCAGCAGCCUGAGCAGAAGCCGGGAGAAGGAAGAAAGGAACGUUUGUGCUCUUCACACUGCAGGAGAAGCAUCUUUGCGUAAACUCUGCUCACAGGGCAGGUUAUGGCAAUCUCUUGGAGCAAACGCCAAGCCAGGACAAUCUGGGUCCCAUUUCUGCUGCUGUGCCUGAUAGAGCAGCGGUAACAGUUGUGCCAUCUGUGGAGGAGAGGGUUAUUAACGUCCUGCGGCAAGACAUCUCUUCAGCCUGAGGUUUUUGUGGAUGAAAAGUGAUACAUGAAACUGGAUGUUAUUAAGUUCUACGCAUAUUCAUUUGGGACACUGAUUAAUGGUAUACAUUGAGAGGCAGAAGAUGUUGAAUUUCACAGAGAAUGCAACUGAAAAGUGCAUUAUUGAUCAUAAUAUUCACCAGACAUUAUCCCCUGUGGUGUAUAUAUUUGUAUUUAUCAUAGGAUUCCCAGCUAACUGCCUGUCACUAUACUAUGGGUACUUACAGAUCAAGGCUAAAAAUGAGCUGGGUAUCUACCUUUGCAAUUUGACUGUAGCAGACCUGUUUUACAUAUUCUCUUUGCCUUUCUGGCUCCAGUAUGUUUUACAGCAUGACAAUUGGACCUAUGAUGAACUGCUGUGCAAAAUCUGUGGCAUCCUCUUGUAUGAGAAUAUCUAUAUCAGUGUGGGCUUCCUCUGCUGCAUCUCCAUCGACCGCUACCUGGCAGUCGUGCACCCUUUUCGGUUUCAUCAGUUUCGGACAAUGAAGGCUGCUAUGAUUGUGAGUGCCAUUAUUUGGACCAAAGAAAUAGUGACAUGCUCAUUUGUCUUUGUGCAUGGGGAGAUCAGUAUGGAUGCUGAGAGCCAUGUGGUGUGCUUCGAGCAUUACCCCAUCAAAGAAUGGGAGCACAGUAUCAAUUACUACCGCUUCUCUGCUGGCUUCCUUUUCCCCUUCUUUCUGCUGGCCUUCGCUUACUGUGGCAUUUUACGAGUUGUCCACAGGAGUCAUGGCACUCAAAAGAAGAAGAAAAUUCAAAUUAAACGUUUGGUUUCAAGCACUGUCUUCAUUUUUUUAGUUUGCUUUGGACCAUACCACAUCCUACUUGUAGUUCGCAGUGUGUUUGAGAACAAUUGCUCAUUUGCUGGCAAAAUAUUUAACAUUUACCACACUUCUCUUCUGUUGACUACAUUUAACUGUGUUGCUGACCCAGUACUGUACUGUUUUUCCAGCGAAAGCACUUACCUUAACUUUGUCAAGAUGAGAGACUCUUGCUUAAGGUGUUUAGGAUGUCUAAGGACUGAGACAAAGGAAUCCUAUCAGAUGAAUGCUCCAGAAACUCCCAACAGGCCACAGCAUGAGCAACAGCCGGGGUUAUUACAACCAUCACAUGGUGUUACUGGAAUAAAAGACUCUUCGUCAGCAGAGGCAGGCCACCUAUAGCAUUCAUCAAAAAGGGCGCUCGUAAAAUCUUCCUUUUAUAACUCUGUGUAUCCACUGGAUUUAUCUGUGUAUUACAACUGUUUCACAUUCCAAAGGCCUUUUAGCAGUGCAGUACAGUGAGGUAGUCUUGGGAGCUACCUGGACCUUAGGUACAGUCACAUUCAGUCAACUGGUGUGGACUGAAAAACCACACUCAUGGUGUGGUUCUGUUGAAAUCAGCUUUCCAUGCUGUUUGUCCCUGUAGCAGCUGGUGAAAAAAAUCUCCAUAAGCUGUUCAACAGGUUGGAAACAGCACAAAAUUAAUUUUAAAAGGAGAAAAACAACGGAUUUCUGCAGAUUUCUGUAACUUUCUGAAAUAACUCCUCCAGCAAGUUUCAAGGUGAGCAGAGACGCUGCAGGAGCCAACCUGCUAUAACAACUGAUGAAGUAAUGUGGUAUGUUCUGGGACAACAGGCACAGAAACCCAGCAUCACAUGAGAACUUUGAUUUGUGCAUUGACUGUUGAAUCUCAUCACAAGGCUUUUAUUGACUUCCAGAGGUGUGAGAUCUUUUGGCUCAGAUGAGGAUAAACAAUUCAAGCUGUUGAUUUGGAAAAGGAGAUUCAUAGUAAGUGAGGCACUUCUAACUCAUGCAUUCCUUUGAGUCAAUGUGUCCAAAGGUGAAUUUAGUUGUAUCUAAAUUCUACCAGACUUUGCUAAGAUUUUGAUUGCGUCCUUCCAAAUUUGUGUGUCUUGUGCAGCACAGACCAUGCGGGCAAUAAAUAACAAUGCGUUUGUCAGUGAAACUCUUA